AAUGAGGGGGCGGCUUGCCGCACGGUUGCGCUCCGGCAGCUAUCGAAGGUCUUCAUUGAGAAAAAAUCCAGUGUUUAUCCGAGGAGGAGCUGCAGGGGAUGUAGGGGAGCGUCGAGUGGAUUUUCAACACUGCCAAGAAACUUCACUGACCACUGUGAAGACACCUCAACAUGGACGGUUUUUACGACCAGCAGGUCCCCUUUGCGGUUCCCGAGAGUAAAUGUCACGCAGACGACGCGGAGAGAUGCCUCAGCGACAGGAAGAGGAAGUACAUGGAGACGGAGCUGGCUCAGGACACGGAAGAACUUUUCCAAGAUCUGAGCCAACUCCAAGAAAUCUGGAUUGCAGAAGCUCAGGUCCCUGACGACGAGCAGUUUGUUCCAGACUUUCAGUCCAAUAACUUGAUGUUUCAUGGACUGCCCGUCAGCAAAGUGAAGCGCGAGCCGAGUCCAUCCAAAGAUCUGUCUCCCUGCAGGACGCCUCAGGCUGACAUGUGCCUUUAUAGCUACAGUGCCUGUGACAGCAACAAGCCAGCUCUGACUCCAGCCUCCACGCCCGCACUGCACUGUGGCUCCAUCCAUCCCGCGGGGCCCCCACCCAUACAGAGGCAGCUACAGCCAUCGGCCCCGCAGCUGAGCAACAACUGUCCCCCGAGCCACGCCGCUCCUGCACUUAGCCCCUCCCACCACCACCACCACAGCCUCCCACAGUCCAACCAAAACCGACAGUUUGCUUUGCCGCGGCCGCCCAUCAGCUGCUCCACCGCGUCUUUCCACACGGAACAAAGGUUCCAGCGGCAGCUGUCCGACCCCUGCCUGCCCUUCCUCCCUCCAGAGAACACGGCAAACACGCCGUACCACAGCUCGAGCCACGAUGCUCGUCCGCUCUACCAGCGCCACCUGUCGGAGCCCCUGGUCCCCCACGGCCCCCGGGGUUUCAAACGGGAGCUGGUGGACCCGCGGUAUCCAGAGCCGGGGCCUCCGGGUCCAGGUAUGGCCCGGCCCCAGACCAACUUCAGCCACGUCACGAUUAAACAGGAGCCCAGAGACUUUGGCUUCGACUCAGAUGUUCAGACCUGUCAGUCCUCAUCGUUUGGGAAGUCUCCAGUUUUGUUCCAGAAUAACAGCACUGGGUUUGGUCAUGACAGAGAGCCGUGUUUGUACUACGACGACACCUGCGUUGUGCCAGACAGAGUGGAAGGUAAAGUGAAGCAGGAGGGUUUGCCGUACCAGCGCCGCGGCUCCCUGCAGCUCUGGCAGUUCCUGCUGACGCUGCUGGACAACCCAGCUAACGGACACCUGAUCAUAUGGACGGGGCGCAACAUGGAGUUCAAACUGAUCGACCCCGAAGAGGUGGCUCGGCUCUGGGGGAUCCAGAAGAAUCGACCGGCCAUGAACUACGACAAGCUGAGCCGAUCACUGCGCUACUACUACGAAAAGGGCAUCAUGCAGAAGGUGGCCGGGGAACGGUACGUCUACAAGUUUGUGUGCAACCCCGAGGCGCUCUUCUCCAUGGCUUUCCCAGACAACCAGAGGCCGAGCCUGAAGGCCGACCCGGACACCAUCUUGCCCCCCAGCGAGGAGGACGGCCUCCCCCUGCCCAGCUACGAGGAGGAGGGUCCUUACCUGGUCGAAGCUGGAGGACUACCUUACCCCGACACCUAUCCGUACUAGAGACCGCAGCCCGGCUAGCUGUGGUGGAAACAAGUUGUUUUUAAAACUCCUAAAAUUACUAAGCAGUGUUUUGAGGUUGUUAAUAUGUACUCCCCGUGUUAUUUGUCACAAAAAAAGAGAAUUUAUCAGAGAAUUUAAUGCCUCUUUUGACCCCUUUUUUAAUUUAAUUUUUUUUUUUUUUAAUUAUAAAAGACUCAGUCCCAGAAACGAUGUCUCAAACUGUUACCAUCGGCCACUUGAUAUCCAGGACCUAGAUUUCAAGAAUGAAAGUAAUAGUUUAAAAGUAAAAUUUAAAUGCAAGGCAAAAGUUGCGGGUCAGGACAUUUCAGUGCCAUAGUGUUAUGAUAAAAACUGUUCAAAUUCGGAGCGAUGUCUAAUUCUUUAGUUGCCCUAACACUUCAUGCUUCAUCGGAGGAGCGAAAAACUUUCUUCUUGAAAUCUCAACUCUUUGAACACACAGUGGUCUUUGUGAUAAACCUGUAGCACGGCCGUCGCUGUAGUCCUUGUAUAUUUGAACUCUGGGAUCUGUAUUUUGACCAAAAAGUAUCUUGAAGCCAUGGCACACCUUUAGUAACUUACUUAUACUGCUUGAAAGGGACACACUUGUAUCUCCCAGACAUUUUAAUCCUGUAAACAUCUAUAUGGAAAUGCCUUUUGUGUACUUUUUUUUUUCUCCUGUUUUCAAAGCUAAUAUUUUUGGCAUCAUAUGGAAGUUUUCUUAUCGCUCUUUUAUGACAAAGGUACUGCUUCUAUUUUUGAUUCUGUAAUACUGCCACUCUGAUGCUAAUAAGCAUGGACUUUCUUACAAAUGGCUCGCCACGUUAAUGUACCGAGAUAGUUUUCUGCAUUUUUGUAUAGUUGAUUUGCUUCGAUGUGUAGAAGAAAAAAAAAAAAAGAAGUGUAUAAUUAUAUAUGGAUAUAUUUUUGCAAAAGGCUGCGUUUGCUUGCUAAUGUAUUGCAUCAGCUCUCCAAGGUGAAAUGGCGUAUGUUAUAUCCUCAGAGUCCCGCAGGUAGAAAAUGUUAUGAAAUAUUUUGCUACACGACGACUGCGCUGUGUGAGAUACUGGCGUGACUUCUACCCUCAGAUACUGUAUGUGUGCCUUCUGUUGAUCUUUACUGAUACAAUAAACUAUUUUACACUAUC
Messenger RNA from Mugil cephalus (flathead mullet), 2817 nucleotides. Its product is annotated as ETS translocation variant 5-like. Gene Ontology annotation, biological process: regulation of transcription by RNA polymerase II; cell differentiation. Bases 171 to 1673 code for a protein of 500 amino acids. Gene Ontology annotation, cellular component: nucleus. The record is from RefSeq and is a predicted model, not a curated record. Gene Ontology annotation, molecular function: sequence-specific DNA binding; DNA-binding transcription factor activity, RNA polymerase II-specific. The transcript has 13 exons. NCBI's taxonomy places the organism in Eukaryota, Metazoa, Chordata, Actinopteri, Mugiliformes, Mugilidae.